UCGAGACUGCCAUGUAUUACUUGCCCUUGGAACUGCUGUAAUUCCCUUGGUAACCAUUUCAUUCUUUGGUGGAAUGUAUAUUCAAUUAAUCUGCUUUGAAAAAGAGCAGCUAAAGGUCAAGGCUGUAAGUGGAUGUCAUGUUCAGUUGCCACAUAGGCAGCGAAAAUUUUUUUCAAAGUCUGGUUUAACUUGACUCGCGCAAAAUGAGAUCAAUUUAUCAAGUGCGAACUACAUUGGAGCUUUUAUGGAAACGAAAAAUCGUGAAAGUGGGAGUCGUUUUGUUCCUGGUAUUUGAAUUUCUAACGUUUGUUAAAUUUCAAAAAUUUUCCAGUAUAUUUAACAAUAGAGUCAAAGCGGCAGUCUUAAAAGAAAAUGCGACUGGUUUUUAUCUGCAAACGCCGAAGGAGGAAUCUUCUAAAGCACCCGACAUGUUAGGUUUCUUAAACUUGUAUUUGUGGUCAGAUACUUGUGCGGAAAACUUAGAAAUUUUGUGUUAUUUUCCUAUGUUUCCAAGAGCUCCAGACCAAAGAGUUGUUCUGAAACGAACUGUCAUUACGGGCAGUUUGACCCAAGCGACGGGAAUGAGAUUGAUUGGAUUUAUAAACCCCAACGAAUCUGGGGUAUUUUUUUUCAUGGUUAAAUUUUGCAGUGCUGAAGUCUAUCUUGGCAACAACACGGAUCGGAAAGAAGCGAUGAUCCUAUCCUUAGACCCUGGGAAACUUCCUCAAAACAAAUCAGACUCUCAAGUUUCUUCAGCAAUUGAUCUGGUGGCUGGGGGAAAAUAUUUCAUCGACAUAGUCGCCAUUUGUGUUCACAGAAUGAACAAGUUACAACUUUUGUGGAAAACUCCAAGUAGCUCGGGUUUUGAAAUCAUAAACUCGACCUUUUUAUCUCCAAUUAUGGAUGACAACAGCUUAGGUAUUUUUAAUAUUUAUGAUGAAGAUAUACCAGACUCUCAAGCCUGUGCUCGGCGAAGGAAUCAAACAAUAUAUUUCAAAUCACCAAGCCAAAUGAGCUGCUUAUCACACGAGGAAGUAAAAAAUGUUUUACCGUAUUGUGAGUAUAAACCAAGUUACACUUUGGAUCAUACAAUAUGGGGAUAUGAAGCAGUCACACAUCGUGUUGUUCACUCAUUUAUUUACCCGUUUCCUGAACAUGAACAACUCAGAGACCAAAAAAAAUGGAUUUAUCCACUUGGUGAAAAUGAGACCAAAGAGGUUGUUAACAUCUUCAUGAAGGGGCUCCACAGUAAAGAACCAAGGCAUUGCAUCGAAGGUCGAAUGGUGUACACGCCAAUCAUUGUUCAAUUGGCUUGUGGUGCUAAUCCAGCAAACUUGGUCGGACUGUGGCAAGUGUAUGGUUACGGGAUAAUAGGAUUAUACAAGUCGGAUUGGGAUCGUGCCGGGGGAUUCGGGAUCAAUAAAAACACCUGGGGAGGGGAGGACUGGAUACUAAUGGACCGGCUUGUCAGCGUAGGACUAGAGUUUGAGCGCUUGCGCACUCCUUAUGUAUAUCAUUAUCAUCAUACAAAGAAGGGGCUAUGGUGAUUCAAGGUCUUGUUUAAAUUCUUCAGAUCGGUCAUACGUUGUCUAGGAGAAUAGCAAGGUGUCGUCACUAAAUGCUGACCGAUCGUUGGACUACUGUGGUUAGGGGAAGAAGCUGCGCUCUGCAGCUCUUUAGUUUGUUCUCAUUGAAACCACGACUGUAAUAAGAAUGCAACAGCGACAGCAGGUCUGCCUGCUAAGGAUUACGACGCAAGACCAUUUAUCCUUCAUUUGUUUGCACGGCCAUAGUGAACAACUAAUACAUACCUUAGAUAUUGCUGAUGCAUUUUGGAAAAGCGCAGCAGAAAACGGUACACAUACAGGCAAGAAAUUGCGGCAAAGCUACGGGAACGCACAAGGAACUUCGAGCGAAGUACAGGAGCGACACGGCGAUGAAACAGAAAGCGCACUGGCAAACAUUUAGUUUCUAUAUAAAAAGGGGGAAUUGUUCGCGUUAAUUUGUGUGCACUAUGGGAAUGAUUCAAGAUGGCGGACAUGAGAUACAACAACGACGAUAACCUGACUGAAGAGAAGCAUAUUUGGAAGUGAAUUACCGCGGAAUAAAGCUCAUGUUAACUGAAUUUCGACCGGUAAGACUGAAAAUGUUAGAAGAGAAACUUUUUUGGUUCCAUCAGAGGCAGAGCGUAGUAUUAGACGUUGCCUCUAAACUGCUCUAAACGAUCGACCGUGAAUGCGAAAUCGGUAAGAUUUCCACACAACCUCGUAGCAUUUUAAAACAAAGCCGGUAAAGAGUUCCAUAUAACCCCAUAAUUAAUUAUGCAUUCCAUUUCAU
This is a messenger RNA of Stylophora pistillata, 2337 nucleotides long. RefSeq lists its product as uncharacterized. The record is from RefSeq and is a predicted model, not a curated record. Lineage: Eukaryota; Metazoa; Cnidaria; Anthozoa; Scleractinia; Pocilloporidae. Gene Ontology annotation, cellular component: Golgi cisterna membrane. Gene Ontology annotation, molecular function: acetylgalactosaminyltransferase activity.